This is a messenger RNA of Neltuma alba, 4617 nucleotides long. Its product is annotated as putative disease resistance protein At4g11170. The coding region runs from base 1 to 4617 and encodes 1538 amino acids. Gene Ontology annotation, molecular function: ADP binding; ATP hydrolysis activity. The record is from RefSeq and is a predicted model, not a curated record. The transcript is spliced from 8 exons. Gene Ontology annotation, biological process: defense response; signal transduction. Lineage: Eukaryota; Viridiplantae; Streptophyta; Magnoliopsida; Fabales; Fabaceae.
AUGCGCUUGCCGUCGCCGGUGCUACAGGUCGCCGUUCAGGAUGAGACCAGUGAUGAUGCUAUGCAGAUGGCGUCGAUGGGCAAUGGAUAUGAAGUGUUCUUGAGUUUUAGUAGAGGCAAAGAGACUCCAGAAUCUUUCCCUUCCCGUCUCUAUUCAUCUCUGACCAAAAAAGGAUAUUCUGUUUUCAAAAAUGAAAUAUCAAUUGAACUAUUGCAAAGUGUUCGAUGUCCUAAACUUUUCAUCAUCAUCUUCUCUAAAGACUAUGUUAGUUCUAUAAUGUGCCUCGAGGAACUCACAAAAAUCAUGAAGUUUCGCAUGCCAUAUGGUCAUGCAGUUUUUCCCAUAUUCUAUGAUGUGAGUCACUCUGAAGUUUGUAAUCAAGGAUCAUUUCAAGGUCGCAUGCAAAAUGUUUCACCCACUGAAGAGGAAGAUUCAAGGUGGGGGAGAGCUCUCCAUGAAGCUGCAAGAAUCAAAGUUAGGAUUGAUGCGUCUGCUCACCUCAGCUCUCUACAUGAUGAGGAUGGUAUUGAGCCUACUAUCGAUCUUGUUGAUUAUUUAUUGAAGCCUUUGUAUAAGCAUAAGAUGUUCCCUGUUGGAGUGGAUUCUCGUGCUGAGGAUGUGAUUACAAUGCUUCAUAACCAUAGAUCAAAACAUGUUGUCUUCAUAGGCAUAUGGGGAAUGAGGGGUAUAGGCAAAACAACUAUUGCCAAAGCCAUCUUUAACCACAUUCAGUGCGCAUUUGAGAGUACAUGUUUUCUUCCAAAUGUCAGGGAACAAUUGGAGGGGAAAGUCGACCUUGUUUCAGCAAUAUGUGAAGUAACAGGUAUAAGAAUAGAUAGGACUGAAUUAGGAAGCCUCGACUUGAAUGAAAGGCCUUGCCAUAAGAAGGUACUUCUUGUGCUUGACGAUGUGAAUCAGUUGGAGCAACUAAAUACUUUAUGUAGAAGUCGCGAACAGUUUGGUGAAGGGAGUAUAAUAAUCAUUACAACUGGCGAUUUACAUCUACUUAAUGCCUUUCAAGUGGAUUAUAUAUAUCGCAUGAAACUUUUGAGCAACCAAGAGUCUCUUGAACUUCUCAGUUGGCACUCAUUUCAACAAGCAUACCCUAAAGAAGAGUUCAUCGAUAUUUGCAAAGAAGUGAUUGCUUAUGCUGAGGGACUGCCACUGGCUCUUAUUACAAACAUUGCCUCUAUUUUGGAUGACGAGGAAUUGGAUCAAUGGGAAUCCAUAGUGUGGAAAAUGGAAGGAGUUAUAGACAAACUAAGUUCUAGCUUUGACUAUUUAAAUGCUGAAGAGAAAGAAAUAUUUCUAAAUAUAGUUUUAUUUUAUAUUGGGAGGGACAUCGAUGAUGUGACCCAAAAGCUGAAUGCCCAUGGAAGUAAUGCUCAUAUUAGGAUAGAAGUCCUAAAGGAGCGAGGACUUGUAACCAUUGAUAACAGCAACAAACUUAGAAUGCAUAAUCUAUUGCAGGUCAUGGGAAGGCAAGUAAUCCGUAGGACUUUACGAAGUGAGCUUGGAAAUCCAGCUUACAGGUAUGAGGUGUUCUUGAGUUUUAGAGGUGACACUCGGAAAAAUUUUACUUCACACCUCUAUGCGGCUCUUUAUAAUGCUGGCAUAACUAUUUUCAAAGAUGAUGUUGAGCUUCCCACAGGAAACUAUAUCAAAACGGAACUCUUGCAAGCAAUUGGAAAUUCAAAAAUCUCAAUCAUCAUCUUCUCUAGUGAAUAUGCUGGAUCUAAAUGGUGUUUGGAGGAAUUGUCAAUGAUCAUGGGGCUUCGUAAAUGGAAUGACCGAGUGGUUCUGCCUGUGUUUUACCAUGUUGAUCCAUCAGAAAUUCGUCAUCAAACUUCCAAUUUUGGAGAAGCAUUUCAAGAUCUUAUGCAAAAAAUUUCCCGAUUAAAAAAUCAAAUUCCAGCAUUAAAAUAUCAAGUUUUGGAUUGGAGGAAUGCGCUUACUGAGGCUGGGAGCCUUGCGGGGACAGUUGUACUUAGUUCCAGGGACGAGAGUGAAUAUGUUAAAGAUGUCGUUAGGCAAGUUUGUGAUAUAUUGGACAAGAAAGACUUGUUUGUCGCUGAACACCCAGUAGGAGUGGAUAAUCGCGUGGAAGAAGUGAUCACAAUGUUGAAAAACCAUCCGUCUGAAGAUGUUGCCGUGGUAGGGAUAUGGGGAAUGGGUGGUGUAGGCAAAACAACUAUUGCUAAAGCCAUUUAUAAUCAAAUGGGUCCCACUUUUGAGGGCAGAAGUUGCCUUUUAAACAUCAGAGAAGGAUGGGGUCAAGAAGAGAAGAAAGUGUGCUUACAGAACCAACUUCUUUCAGAAAUAUGCAAGACAACGCAAAUGAAGAUAAAUAGUAUCGAAGCAGGAAUAAUCACAUUAAGGGAUAGACUUCGCCAUAAAAAGGCACUGGUUGUACUUGAUGAUGUGGAUGAGUUAGAUCAGCUGAAUGCCCUAGUUGGAAGUCGUGACUGGUUUGCUCAAGGAAGUAGAAUAAUCAUUACAACAAGAAAUAAACGUCUACUCCAUAAAAUGGGUUGUCUUGUUUACUCAAUGAAAAAUUUGGAUGAUAAGGAAUCUAUUGAGCUUUUUAGUUGGUAUGCAUUCAAGCAAAAAAGUCCUAAAAACGAUUUCAUUGAGCUUUCAAAAAAAAUAGUUGCAUACUCUGGGAGACUUCCAUUAGCUCUUGAAGUCCUUGGAUCUUAUUUAUUUAAUAGUGACGACACGAAGGAAUGGAAUGAAGUAUUGGAGAAACUCAUAGAAAUUCCCAAUGACAAGAUACAAAAGAAGCUAAAAAUAAGCUUUGAUGAUUUAGAUGGUUUGGAGAAAAAAAUAUUCCUUGAUAUAUGUUGCUUCUUUAUUGGGAUGGAUAGAAAUGAAGUGACACAAAUAUUAAAUGGCUGCAAAUUCUUUGCUGACAUUGGAAUCAAAACCCUUGUGGAGCGAAGCCUUAUAACCAUUGAUGAGAAGAACAAGCUUGGUAUGCAUGAUUUGCUGCGUGACAUGGGAAGAGAAAUAAUUCGUGAACACUCUCAAGAUGAGCUUGGAAAGAGAAGUAGGCUGUGGUUUCAUGAGGAUGCACUAGCUGUGUUAUUAAAACACAAGGGAACAAAGGCUAUUGAAGGACUAUCUUUGAUGUCAAAAGGUGGAACAAUGCAUUUGCUUCAGAUAGAAGCAUUUGAGAAGAUGAAGAGACUCAGAUUACUUCGUCUUGACAAUGUACAACUUAAAGGAGAUUACAAAUACAUCAGUAAAGAUCUCAAAUGGCUUUGCUGGCAUCAUUUUCCUAUGAAAUACAUUCCUAGCGACCUUUAUCAAGAGGAUUUAGUUGUUAUAGACUUAAAGCAUAGUAGUCUCCGACAAGUGUGGAAGGAAUCCCGGUUAUUGGAGAGUUUGAAAAUCCUCAAUCUCAGCCACUCUCCUCACUUGGUGCAAACACCUGAUUUUUUGAAACUACCAAAUCUUGAAGAGUUAAUCCUCAAAGAUUGUCCAAGUUUGGACACGAUACAUCAUUCUAUUGGGCUUCAUCAUAAACUUCUUCUGCUAAAUUUGGAGAAUUGUAUUGGCCUUCAUAGUCUUCCAAGAAAUAUUUAUAAAUUAAAAUGCUUGAAAACUCUCAUUCUUUCUGGUUGUAAGAAUAUUGAAAAGCUUGAGGAGGACAUAGAGCAAAUGGAAUCUUUGACAACUCUAGAUGCUCCUGCAUUAAAACAAGUGCCCUAUUCUUUGGUGAGAUUGAGAAGCAUUUUAUAUCUAUCUGUUUGUGGUCAUGAAGGAUUAUCAAAUCAUGUGAUUCCUUCUCUCUACCGGUCCUGGAUGUCCCCAACAAAUAAUCCACUACCUCUUAUUCCAUCACAUGUGAGCAUGCCAUCACCAAUUUUGUGGGAUAUGCUAUACAGUAUCCAUAGUCCUUCAACAAUCCCAAGUACUGUACCAAAGCACCAAAGUCAUUUGUUGGAAGAUGGAUUGGAGAUUUCUGAUUCAUUGUGUGCCACAAAUUGUAUGGACAUCUCAAUACUUAAGAAUUGCUUGGAACAUCUUUUAAUUAACAUCGGAAAGAAUUCUCAAGUCUUUUGUACACUGUCAAAGAAGAUUUCACAGGGAUUGAAUCUUACAGAGUAUGGUGAUGACUGUAUUCUUCCUGGUGAUAAUUACCCCUAUUGGCUAACAUUCAAAGGUGAAGGAACUUCUGUAAAAUUUAAAGUGCCUCCAGUUACUGGUCAUGAUCAUUUAAAAGGGAUGACUAUUUGUUGUGCAUAUAUCCCCUCCAAAGAUUUGGAUAACAAGGCAUGUGAAUCUUGGAUACUUUACUUAAUGAUCAUAAAUUAUACAAAGGCAACCACUUUGCCCUACAGAGGAGACGAACUGAAAUCCUUGAAAGAAGCAGAGAUGAAAGAAAUAAUAUCAAAUCUGGAAGCUGAUGACCAAGUAGAAGUGAAAGCAGUUUUUGGGAAUGGAUUCACUGUGAAGAAAACAGCGGUCUACUUGAUAUACAAUGAAUCAAUUGAUAAAAAGAUGGAGCCUUCAACAUCUGAAGCUGUAAAUUUAACUGGCACCAAACACAGUUGUGAGGAGGAGUGCAAGGCACACCAAUCUACCAGACCUAGAAAGGCAAUGAAGAUUUGA